AAAGAAAAAAGUUUCUAAAAAAAAUGGGUCCAUUUUUUCCAGUACUACUCCUUUUUCAUACUCAAAUGCAAAGCUUUUUUCUCUAAAGAACACGAUCCAAAUCGCACUCCGCCGCUCCCCCUUCGAAAUUUCUGAAUAUAUAUAGAGUUUGAACCAAAAUUACUGGAUUUCAAAUGAGUGACGACUCAUAAGAUUUGAUUUGUUGAAAUGGAAGAUCAGUAUGGAAUGGCAGAUCUAAGACAAUACAUGAAUGGUGGGCGUUCGAUUUUCGGUUCGAUCCAACAAGUACCACCAGAGCUGUUACCUGCUACUUCUCACCAGCAACAACAACAACACAGGAAUCUUGGGCCGGGCCAUCACCAGUAUGAGAUGGUGAUGGGACUGGCCCAAGUUCCUUCGUCUUCAUCUGGUCACGGGCUUACUACUCCACAUCACCACCACCAACAUGAGUUCCUUACGGACUCGAGUACUCCUGUAGCUGUAGCUGCUACAGCUAUAGGAACUACUACUACGAGUGCCGGAUUUAGUGGAAUGGAUCAGAUGGAGAUUGGUGGUGGUGGUGGUGGAGACGGAAGUGGACGGUGGCCGAGACAAGAGACACUUACACUACUUGAAAUCAGAUCAAGAUUGGAUUCAAAGUUCAAAGAAGCUAAUCAAAAAGGACCCUUAUGGGAUGAAGUUUCAAGGAUUAUGUCUGAGGAACAUGGAUACCAAAGGACUGGAAAGAAAUGUAGAGAGAAAUUUGAGAACUUGUACAAGUACUACAAGAAAACUAAAGAGGGUAAAGCUGGAAGACAAGAUGGAAAACACUAUCGAUUUUUUCGACAACUUGAAGCUUUAUAUGGUGAAACAAGCAAUAAUAUUUCAUCUACCUCAACGGAAGUUCUUCAUCAGGGAAGUCAUUUUCCUUAUAAUUCCGUUAAUAACAACAUGAAUCAAGAUCCUCAUAAUUUUCACCACGUCCAUCAAGGUCCUAAGAUAUCCGAUAGCAUAAGUCUAUCUAAUUCAUCUGAAUUCAAUACGACUUCCUCAGAUGAUAGUGAUCAAGAGAAGAAGAAGAAGAGGAGGGGGAAGAGGAGUUUAAAGGCGAAGAUAAAAGAUUUCAUUGAUGGACAAAUGAGAAAGUUGAUGGAGAAACAAGAAGAAUGGUUGGAGAAAAUGAUGAAAAUGAUUGAACAUAAAGAACAAGAGAGGAUAUUGAGAGAAGAAGAAUGGAGGAAUCAAGAGACGAUUCGUAUGGAAAGGGAACAUAAAUUUUGGGCUAAUGAGAGGGCAUGGAUAGAAACGCGCGAUGCUGCUUUGAUGGAGGCUGUGAAUAAGCUAAGUGGUAAAGAUUUGAAGAGUACUCUUGAUGAAGAAAUGGUUGAUAAUAGAAGAGGAGAUGUGAGAGACAGUCUAAAAGAUGAUGAUGUUGACCAGCACUGGCCUGAUAGUGAAAUAACUAGGUUAAUACAACUUAGGACUAGCAUGGAAUCAAGAUAUCAACAAUUGGGAAUUUCAUCAUCAAUAGAUGAUCAUGAUAAUGAUCAUGAUCAUGUAUUAUGGGAAGAGAUUAGUGAAAAAAUGGCUAUUUUGGGAUAUGAAAAAAGUGCUACAAUGUGCAAGAAAAGAUGGGGUAGCAUCAAUAGUUACCUAAUGAAGUGCAACAAGAAAAGAAAAGAACAAAAUUCAACAAGUUUGUUAUGUUACAAUGGUAAUGUACAAAUCAACAAUCAAUAUUAUGAAGCUGAUGGAUCAUCAUGUUUUAGGUACUUAAUGGGAGAUCAUCAUCAAAACUUAUGGGAAAAUUAUGAAUUGAAAUUAAGCAAAGGUGGUGAUGGUGGUGGAAAUAAUUGAAGAUGUGUCACAACAAGUACAACAAGAUAAUUUGUAAGUUUUUUUUUUUUUUACUUAAAAAAAAAUAAAGAUUGAUUGACAUGAAGUUAUUUGUCUUGGGUUGCUAACUGUUUUUGUGGAACAUAUUAUUGAUUUGAAGUUAACUUGUCCUAGCUAGGAGGUUGAUCAAUUUGGCUACCUAAUUUUACUA
Messenger RNA from Solanum tuberosum (potato), 2026 nucleotides. RefSeq names its product trihelix transcription factor PTL-like. NCBI's taxonomy places the organism in Eukaryota, Viridiplantae, Streptophyta, Magnoliopsida, Solanales, Solanaceae. The transcript has 2 exons. Bases 208 to 1836 code for a protein of 542 amino acids. The record is from RefSeq and is a predicted model, not a curated record.